Rhopilema esculentum is the source of this 4808-nucleotide messenger RNA. RefSeq lists its product as uncharacterized. Lineage: Eukaryota; Metazoa; Cnidaria; Scyphozoa; Rhizostomeae; Rhizostomatidae. The record is from RefSeq and is a predicted model, not a curated record.
CUGUCAGUGAGUAAUCACAAAUAAGGUAACAUUUGUUGAAUCUGAGAGAUGCAGCGAUAAGCCUAGGAAAUAUGGACUUCAAAACAUUGCAGAACACGCGAACAUGGUUUGAAGAUGAAAAGAUGAUAUCAUAUCAAAAUUUACAGCUUGUAGAAGAGGUGGAUUCAAAAUGGCAAAAGUAGAAUGAUUUGCUCAAAAUACUUUCGAAAUUUUACCAAGACACUGGUAGCUGUGUGUAUUUUAAUGCUUGGAGUCAAUUUUCUUCAACAUUAUCAGUUCACUAAUAGAAUCAUUCGAAAGAAAUCAAGUACCAAGCAAGCAAACAAUUGGUCAACUACAGCCAGAGUUCCAAGAAAGAACGACAUCCAAUACAUUACCUUUGGAAAUGAGCUUUUAAGCGAGGUUAAGAAGAAGAAGCUGAACUGCGAGUACCCGUUUAUAGGCAAAAACCUUUCAAAAUCAGAGGAUGAAAACGUCAAAUGCAAAUUGGUUCCUCCCUCUGAGGAGGAUUGUGAUGCCGCACAGCGCGCGUAUGGUGAUAUGCCCAGAGACAGAACUUGCCACGAAGGACGAGAUAACAGAUUCGCUGACAUCUGUCGUUUUGCGAACGACUCUUUUCGCUUAUCAUCAGAUGUGAACUUACGCUUACAAUGUGAUCCCUCCGUCUGCAAAAACAGUCCAGUCUAUGUAGGUGGAAUACAUCCUUCACUGGGGAUACUCUCUGAUAUGGAACAAUGGGCAGUUGCACGGGGGAAAAAUGAACUUGUAACGACUUUGAAUACUAUCAUAAAGGAUUUGAUUUCUAGAGGAAUCGAUUUCGUUUUCAUUGGUUGUAAACCGGACAAGAAGAUGAUCAAGCAAGUUCUUGUAUUGCCGCCUUUACUGAAACUAGAUGAUAAUCGGAAAAACCGUCGUAAAUCGUCGGUAUACGCUAAUAUCAACAUUCUUGUUCUCGAUUCGGUGUCACGUGAGCAUUUCUUCCGCAGGCUGCCCGAUACUGCGAAAAACCUGAAACAGAUAAACAGAGACCCAGCCACCAAUGCAAGUGUUCUCGAUUUUGAACUUUUCCAAAGUCUGGCUCCACGAACGUUCCCGAACAUUCGUGCAUUGUUUAGCGGCGUUGUCGACAAAGAUACCGAUGAUGACGAGCAUACAUAUGAUAUCGGGAAUUUAUUCGGAGAAUUCAUAGCUCAUGGCUACCAGACAAUGCUGCAAGAGGACAGCUGUUGGUUCGACUCUUGGGGAGCAAUUAUCACUGAUAAUGUUCACGACCUCACGCCACUAACGACAACGGAAAGGUUCCUUGACCGUUGGACUGCUCUCAAUAAACGUCUUCGAAUGAUGCAAGUCAACAGUUUUGGCCUAACACAUCUUACAUGUGAGGUCCUUCUUAGAUACGGUGUUACAAACCAAUUCAAUGAUCCGCAAAAAGUUUGCUACAACGGCAAGCUGCUCACCACCUACUUUUUGGAUUAUGUCAAGAGUCAUUUUCUGCCGUUCAAUAGGCAGAAGUUGCUUAAACCGUUGCUUCUUUACACUCAUUUAAAUACUGGGCAUGAAAAGUCAGGGAAGAGGAUCGCAAAAAGUGAUCCUGAACUAUCAGACUUUGUUACACAUGCUGCAAAACAGGAUAACACAAUCACUUUAAUCAUGUCGGACCAUGGGCCUAAAACAACACGGUUUGCCAGGGACAACGACCGUGGACGCUACGAGUUAGCGCACAGUUUCCUUUUCAUGAUAAUACCAGAUAAAAUCCGCACAGCACUUGGUAAGCAGUACAGUGCUCUUGUUACUAACCAGAAGCGCCUAAUUACACCGAAGGAUCUUCAUUUUACGUUAACUGGACUAUUGCAGGGCCAUAGUGAGGGUCUGCUGCAACCUAUCGAUCCAAAACGAGGCUGCGAGGACCUUCCAAUGUAUUCGUUUACUCACUGCCUUUGUUCUGGGUGGGUGAUCAGGCUACCGGAUGCGGAAAGGUCUGUGGCCUGGAUUGCUGAGUUUGGUCUUGGGUACCUCAACAAUUUAAUACAAAAAAUGUUUACAAAGGAAACACCGAACAGGACUGGGGGCUAUGGAAACUGUGAGAGGCUGAUCGGCCUUCGCUUUAUCAACAUAAAAACAAGGAAAGACGGCAACCAGAUGGUUUAUAAUUUUGACAUCGUCGUUUAUCGCUACAGAGGUGCAGAAAUGUUCGAGUUCGCGAUUUCUGAAAAAAUAAAUGCCGGGAACUCUGACGAGCUUUUAAAAGUUCUUCAAUGGCGUCGAGUAAGCAUCUUUCAGCAUUUUCGGAAAUGUUUGGAUACCGGCGUACUUCCAGAUCUCUGCAUUUGUCGUCCAGAGAGCUCCGGUUUGAACCCGGGCCGGGACCUGACGCAGCUGUUGUCUAGUAAAUUCUACAGUGUUAGAACCAUAGCUGCGUAUCUGGAUUCUAGAUGUCUAAUAUUGCUUACGAGGACAAGGUCGAAAUCUCACAGGGCUUACGAGGUUACGAAUGUUUGCGUUGACAGGUCAUACUCGUUUCGAUUCGAUCUUACUCGAAACGCACUUGAACCUAAUUUUCUACAAAUUGCCGGUAAACUGCCGAUGAACGUAACAGUAUACCCUUGGACGACACACUUCUUAACUUCAAUAUCUCUAAGAAAUUAUGACGACGCUGAUAUCACAAAAGCAGGAAAGAUAGAACUUAUAAAGUACUUUAUCAUCCAAUGAGAUGAGUCUGCAAACAGUCAAAAUCCGCGUGUAAGAGCCUAACAGGUUUUGCACAAGGUAUACUUAAUGUGAACUGUUAUUAUGAAACAAUUAUUGCUACUUUUUUAUAAACAGUCCUGUAUCAUUUAUCACUUGUUGGUGGGCUUGCAACAUUGGUACACUAAUAAAUAUUUAGAAUGCAGAGCCGACCAGAUUUAAUGCUAUUUUCUGAUAAUCAUCAACAAUAUAUACUCUGUAGAAAUUAAAAACCUAACUAAGAACCUUCUUAGCCUAAACUGUCAAUAAGUGUCCUCUAAAACAAGAACCUGUUUUGCCAAACUCUGAAAAAAGGAGGUUCUUAAACGUGGGUUUUUACUGUAUUGUAAAUUCGGUGUGAUAACAACAACAACACAGACAGCUUGUUGUUCUGUUGUAUCAUUGUUGUCGUCCAAAUUGUCUCUUUUCACUUUAAGAAUACACGGUGGCAUGCACCUGAUACAAGAAAUAAAUGGCGUCGUAUAGAAGAAAAACCCUAUUUUUACAACGCGAAGUUAAAUUAAGGAGAUUAAUUAAGGAGACUAAUUAAGAAAGUAACUCCUUUGGCAUAAAACAAUAAACUCCCUGUUUCGCUAGCUUUUAAUUUUAAAUAAAAUUCUAGUCUUUCAUUUUGUUUUGCGGUUCUGUAGAUAUAAUUUUAACGAUUGUUGAUACCAAUCGUAUCAACAUUGUAUUGUUGAAGUUAAAUUACCGUUUUAAGAGGGGAUGAGGUGCAGGGGAAGUUUGCUUUUAUGGUUUAGAACAAACAAGCCUGACAGCCAUAAAGGUUUUCCUAUUUCUGAAUAUUUACUCUUGCCAGUCAGCAUUCUUCAAAUCUAGUCAUAAGAUAGCAAAAACACAUAAGGCUAUAGGAAAAGGCCCUUUAUAUUUAGCCUCUUUCAGAGGUUGCCUCAAAACAAUAUAGCCUCAUUUGUAAAGAAUCAAAAUGAAGACAGGGGACGGACAGGAGUGCCGCUGAUGGUGUAGGAUUUAUUCCUUAAACCAGACUAUUUCUACAUAUGUGUUAAUGAAAAAGUCCAGAAAAAUCAGAGGCUAAUAGAAUGUUUGCCAGCAUUUGUUUGUCCCCUUUUUGUUCUCCUGUUUGUCUAUUUUACGGUUUUCUAGCUUAUUGUUGACAAGCUCGAUUCUGUGCAAAAACACGAUACAAAGGUUCAUUUUUUUAAGAGCUAUGAAAAUAAAAAUUCUCUGGAAAAUCGAAUGGUGGCUGCAAAAGUAAGAAUUUCACCAGUAAUACCAGAAAUAGGAUAAUCAUGACACGAUGUUUCGAUUUAGUUGCUUUUGUUUAUAUCCGUAGCAAAGUUUAAAGUAUGUAAAAACUCUUUUAGUACCUUGAUAAACAAAUAAUGGGUAAUUAUUGUAAAGUUUAGACUAAUUGCUUUCAUUUUAUAUACUUUCCUAUUUGAUAUUAGCUACGUUUGAUAUAGGAAGAAAAUGAAGUAUGGUGUAUCUAUUGACAAAAAGAAUUAGCAGACUGUAUUUUAUUUCUCGCUCUAAAAUUGCUCGUAUUUUUUAAAGUAUGUGUAGCUAAAUUAUUUUUUUCUUUUUUUUACAAUUUGUUGUUUUCUUUGCCAUCUGCUUGAUAUUCUUUUUAAUUAUCAGAUUGAUCAUGAGCUCUUUUCUUUCUUCAAGUAUAAUUAAUCUUAAUAGCAACAUUCACCAUAAUUUUUUUUUCAAAUUUCAUGUAGGAGGAAAAUCGUUUUAUCUAAAGCAAAGGAUACUCCAAUCAUUUCAAAACUAGCUAGAAAUUAGGCUCUGCCUACAUGUAAUAGCAAUCUCAAAUCUGAAUACUUUUUUAUUAAUAAUACCGAGAUGUCGACAAAAGAUAUCUAUCUCGGGUAGAAGGGCCAGCCCUCCUCGCGUAAUCAGGCCCUUGGAGUGCAAGAGAUUCAAAUUAUGAACAGGCUUAUUAAAGCCUCGUCGCAAAGCCUCAAUGAACUCAUUUUUUUAUAAGAAACAAAGGUCGAUGUUGAGUACUCCAGUUUAUUAAUGUUCUAGAAAUUUCAAUACUCAUUGUUUCUUAAGAGUUUCUUAAUUACGAUGUCAAAAAUGAUGUAUGAAAUGUU